Molecule: messenger RNA, 1323 nt
Organism: Meloidogyne enterolobii
Lineage: Eukaryota; Metazoa; Nematoda; Chromadorea; Rhabditida; Meloidogynidae
Source: the annotation of a GenBank genome assembly
AUGAGAGUCUUCCUAACGAGAGUCUUCCUGUCCGAGAGGAUUUUAAAAUAUAAAUUUACAAAAAUAUUUAAUUUAUUAGGUAAAUAUGCCAGUGUAAUGUUUGUUGUUUUAUUGGCAAUUGACAGAUACUGUGCAAUGUGCCGUUCUAAUUGGUGUGCCCGUUAUAGAAAUUAUCGUACAGCAAUAGCUCUUUCUUUGUGUGCCUGGAUAUUUGCUGGGGCUUCAGCUUCUCCACUUUAUUUUUUUGCUGAAGUUGCUUUUUUGCGUUUGCGCUCGGUAGAAAAAGUACAUAAAUUAUGUAUAGCAAAAUGGCCAAAUUCUGAUGUUGCUAGAUGGUAUAUAACUGCAUCUUCAAUUCUCAUCUUUGCAUUACCUCUAGCUGUCAUCAUUUUUUGUUAUUAUCACAUUUUUAUUAAAUUACGUGAAGCACUUAAGUCCUGUAAACGUCUUAAGCGUGGGGCUAAUUCUAGAGCGCCAUAUCAUCGGGUAACGAGAUUAGUCUUGUGGGUUGUCAUCUUCCACGUAUUGUGUUGGUCUCCAUUUUGGCUUUUUAAUUUAUUUUCUUCAAUCUUCCGGCUCAGAAUUUCGACACAAUUUGAUCGUGUUGUUGUUAAUAUUAUUCAUUUAUUUCCAUACAUCAAUUGUGCUCUCAACCCAAUUUUAUAUGUUGCAAAUGCUGAAAAUUUUCGAAUAGCUUUUCGGUCAUUUUUCUGCCCAAAAUUUGUCAACAGAAGUCGAAGGAGGAGUGGAGGAGAAUUUUUUGAAGACAGCCGUUGUGUGGUAAUUACUGGAGGAGGUGGGGCAGUUGGAGUAGGAGGGAGAUCUAAUUCUAUGGGAGUUGGAGGGCCAGGAAGUUCUGUAACUAAUGGAAGUAAUCCUGCCGUCCUAUUGACUACCGAAGAAAAUAAUAUUUGCAAAAAUAAUGCCGCAUUUUUGAGAUUUUCUUCAAAUUCUGAACGAGCUUUAUUAACAACAUCAGGACCUGUUUACAAUUCUUUAUCUAAUGGAACAGGAAAUGGAAUUAUUAAUAAAAUUAGUGGAGGUUCAGCUCCUUCACUUUUAGACUGUCCAAAACUUCCAUUACGUGCUUAUAGUGCAAAACAUUCUGUUAUAACAAUAGAAGAAUGUUCUUCUGAUAAUGAUGGGGGACAGAUAAAUAAUAAUGAGGAAAGAGUUUCUGUUGUUACUAAACAAAUAUCUCGAAGGAGAAGAAGCUCUGCUUGUGAACAGGCUAUUUUAAGUGGUGGGGGAAUAGCUGCCGCAAGUGCUGUGCCUUUUGUUGGAAAAAUAGCAAAAGAGCAAAAAGAGGAAGAAAAUGGGUAG